CACAAGAGGAUUACCUCUUCCGCAAUACUUUGUAGAUGUUUUCCCCAAAAUUCUAUGCCAAAAUUUGAUCAGUCUCUUCAAAUUCCUCUUGGUGUUUGAAAAAAAGUGUUGGACGAGGUUAUCUUCACCGCAGAUAUUCGUACAUCCCUUCCUUGAACUCAAUUAUUUUAAAGUAAAAUGUCGAUUCGAACAAACAAGAUGAAAGCAGUAGCUGUGUUGAUGAAGCAGUUGACGACAGCAAGGAGGAAAUUCCAUGAAAGGGGAAGAGAUGAAUCAUUUGAUGGGAAGUUGGAGAAGUUGAGGUUGGAUCUGAAUAAGAUAAAGGAUGUGUUUGUGAGAGUGAAGAAGAAGGAAGAAGAACUUCUUGACACAUUAGCAGAGGUAUAUGACCAUCUUCGUAAGUUAGAUUGCAGGAAGCUGGAUCAAGACAUGAAUGGCAUUUGCCAGAGAAUCAGAGAUUCUGCUCACAACUUGCUCCCAACGCUUGUUUUUGAUGACUCAUCUAAGGAGGAGGAUGACAAAAUAUUUCACUCAUCAAAAGACUUGGUGCAGCCCCAUCAAGAUAUUUGCACUAAGGAAGAUUAUGACCAACUAAGCCUUCCAUCAAGAAAUUGCUUGUUAUCUCUCUUCAUUUUUCCUGAGAACGCUGUGAUAAAGAAAAGAAAUGCAAUUAAUUUGUGGAUUGGAGAGGGUUUGAUUACAAAUAAUAAGAAGAAAACAGCAGAGGAAAUGGGUGAGGAUGUGAUUGAUGAUCUUUUGAAAUUUAAUGUGAUUGUACGGUAUGGUAAUUGGAAGAGUCCCGUUGUUAAUAAAUUUCAAAUUCUUCCCGGUGUUCGUGAUCUGAUAGAAGGACAUGUAUCAAAACAAUAUGUGGAGCAUCAUGGAACUUAUUUUUCGAUAUCCCUUCUUAGGCUACUUAGAAUGGAAGGGUUAGAGCUUGACCAAAAAAGAGUUACACUAGGUGGUCGGUAUUACAUUGACCGUACCAUACCUACUGUUUUUAAUAUUGGUUCAAAUUACCUAAAUUUUAGACCGCAAUGGGUCUCUGAAUUGAAGAAUUUAGUGGUGUUUCAACUUGGGCGUUGGCAAGAUUCAGCUUUGCAUCACAUCGAAGUUGGGAGUCAAGAAUUCUUGAAAGAGUUGAGAUAUCUAAAGAAGUUGAAAUAUGUGAGUCUCCGUGGGAUUUCAAGAAUAUUCGAGCUUCCAUCCUCCAUUACUGAACUUGAGAAUCUACUAAUUCUUGAUGUGAAAGCAUGCCAUAAUUUGGAAAGACUACCUGAUGAUAUUUCAUCAAUGAAAAGUCUGACACACCUUAUUAUGUCUGAGUGUUGGCUUCUAGAGGGCAUGCCAAAGGGGAUUGAGAAUCUGAGUAAUCUGGAAGUACUGAAGGGAUUUCUAAUAAGCACUCCUGAAAAGACUCCUUGCAGAAUAUCAGAUCUUGUAAACCUGAGAAAAUUAAGGCGACUCAGCAUACAUAUAGGAAGUGAGGCCGAGAUGAGGGAUGGGGAGUUUGAAAAUUUGAAAGAUUUUUUGGCACUGAAGCAUCUAAAAAUAUCUUGGAGCGUGUCUGACCCAAAGUGUGCUAACAUUCAUGGUCUUUUGCCAUAUGGUUUGAGAAAGUUGCAUCUUGAAUGUUUUCCUGGAAAGUCUUUUAAAGAAUGUUUUAUGUUGAAACACAGUUAUGCACAUUAUUUCACAUUGUUAGACAUAAAGAUAACGGGAGGAAAACUGGAAAGUAUGAAAGAAGAUCUUGAAUGGAGAAUGGGAUCACUGCGUCUGAAGUACCUUAAGCAGUUGAACGUGGACAUAGACGAUUUGAAAGCAUACUUUCCUGACCUGAGAUAUGUAGAAGUUAAACAAGUCUCAAACAUUUCAUACCUUCAACAUCAAUGGGCAGAUUAAUAGGACUUCAUGCUGUAAAAUGUUGUGCAUAUUGUUUAAUUCGUUCUCUGAAUAAUAUUAUGUUAUUUACACUAUGUUGAAACAAUAAAUAUGAUUUGUCUGUGUUACUAAA
This is a messenger RNA of Vigna unguiculata (cowpea), 2014 nucleotides long. Its product is annotated as disease resistance RPP13-like protein 4. The record is from RefSeq and is a predicted model, not a curated record. Lineage: Eukaryota; Viridiplantae; Streptophyta; Magnoliopsida; Fabales; Fabaceae.